This is a messenger RNA of Pyrgilauda ruficollis (rufous-necked snowfinch), 8483 nucleotides long. It is a transcript of the gene STARD13, whose product is annotated as StAR related lipid transfer domain containing 13. The record is from RefSeq and is a predicted model, not a curated record. Bases 2427 to 5738 code for a protein of 1103 amino acids. Lineage: Eukaryota; Metazoa; Chordata; Aves; Passeriformes; Passeridae. Gene Ontology annotation, molecular function: lipid binding; GTPase activator activity; protein binding. Gene Ontology annotation, biological process: regulation of Rho protein signal transduction; signal transduction; actin cytoskeleton organization. The transcript is spliced from 14 exons.
GUGCCUGCCACAGAGUUUGGUCUAGGCUUGCCAGUUCAGUUCUGGUGCUGAUUAUGAAAUACAGCCAUAUCACUGCAGUUUAUCUCAGUAACUCGUGGUGAGAUAACAUGGGAUUAGCAAUUGCUACUAUCUAGUCACCAAUUAGCUGCUUUCAGUAAACCUGGAAGUCUAGGGAUAUUUUUGAUAAAGCAAGAUCUUCAAAAAUGCUACAGAAGGGAAGAUAAUAUCUUUUGUUCUAGUGCUACAUUCUGGCCAUUGCAGACAGCUGCUGAAGAAAGGGAUAUCUAUCUUCCAGACAGGCAGGGCACUCCAAGUUGGUGCAUCCAAGUGUGGCUGCCAGAAGAGCACUGCUGAAGGUUGCAGUACUGGCUGACGUGGGCUGGUGUUUGUGGGUGGUGACACAGCAGUAUGAUACAAAACCUUCAAAACUGAGUUUAUUAUUUCACCUCUAGACUGUGUGUCCCGGCUCAUCUUUAUAGAGCAGCUGAGUACAAUAUCAGACAUUAAUUUCUCAUCUCUGCCUGGUUCCUAACUGAUAAAAGCCUGUGGCAGUAAACAGGCAUAGUAGGUCUUUUGCACUGUUAAUGGCUGUGUUGGUGAGAGAUUAAAUAAAGAGAGGCAGAGGUCAGAGGCAGAUUUACUGGGCAGAGGAGCUGAUUGUAGGAGCCAUAAUCCUCUCUUCUCCCAUUAACAUCAGCAGGUGUUUGCUCUGGGUCAUGGGAUGUGGGAGUAUUUACAUAAUUAUGCUGUCUUCCUUCCAGAUCUUGAAUGCAUCCAUCCCUGGAAGGCAUCCCUUUUCUCAAAACUGUUUGUCCAGUCAUUUGGAGGACACUGGAAUUGCAGGCAGAGGAGUGACAUACAACAUCUGUACAAGUUCUGGACAAGCACAUUGUCUCCACUAUAUCAGCUAAAGUAGAGUAGUUUAAGAUGAACUUUUUUAGAUGAACCUUUUAAGAACAGGGACAAAGGAAAACAAAUUCACACCACAAAGUAAGCAGAAGACAUUAUUAAAACAGUGGUAUAACAUGGUACAUCUGUCUGUUUGCUUUUAGCUUCUGACAUUGCAGUUACAAUUUAAAUCUAAGCAAGAUGGGGAUAUCGAUAAUGUUUAACAUGACUGCUUUACCUGGCAUGCAGUUUUUUCAGAGUAGGGCACUCACUUGCAGGAACAUCAGCCUCUGCUUUGCACAUCACAAAUACUCUGCCAAAAGAGCAAGCAGUAAGUAAUUGAUUGUGACUAAAUGGAAUGAAGGGGCCAUUGUCCUUCUUGGCUAUCAGACUCUCUGCUGGAGGAACAUCCAGGAUAGGGAAGGGGACACUGUUAAAACAGUAUUUCCCGGAGCACAGAAGAAGCAGAGACACAAAAUGGCUUUCCUAAAUGGGAUAAGGGCCCUGCUUUUACUUUCUGGCUAGCCUGUGGAUGAAGAAAUCAGGAUUCAUUUUAGUCUGUACAGUGUGCAAAAAGUGUCUGCCAGGGUUUAAUUUUGAAACCUUUUCAAAAGCACAAGAGCCUGUAAGAGAAGAAGUCAGGCAAGGGGAAGGAGGUGGAGAGUGAGUGGGUGGAAUGCAGAGAAAGUAGGAAAGAAACGGGAGAGGCUGUGUUGCGAGGACUAUGGCUUGAUCUUUGGUGGAGAGCUGAUGAACCAAGGCCUCUCAGAAAAAAAAAAAAAAAAAAAAAAAAAAAAAAAAAAAAAAAAAAAACAAACAAAAAAAAAACCUUAAUUUUCUUUCCGCACAAGUUGAAGCAUGGGCGAAUCACCUACUACAGCCACCCGGGAAAAAGGCAGCCCGCUGCCAGCCAGGUUUUCUGUCACCUCGUGGCGGGUGACCUCUCCCCGGAGCAGCGGACGCCGGCCGUUCGCAGCGCUGGGGCGGCAAGGCUGGGGUGGCAGCGGGCAGCUCCCGGUCGCUGUCCAGGGAGCGCAGAGGCGGCAGCGGGAGCUGACAGCAGGGCAGCCGCGGGGGCUUAGCCGGACAGUUCCCCAGUGAGGCCCAGGGGCACAAGCCGGGUCACGGAAUUCAGGCGCGGGGCCGCGGGACGUGCGGGGUCCCGGUCCGUCGGUGGUGCCCGAGCCCGAAGGGCGCGGGGUCCCGGUCAGGGCAGGAGCCGGGCCGGAGCCCGGGGCACCUUCCCCGCCCCGCGGGGGCCGCAGCGCGGGGGAGGAAAGGAGGGCGGAGAGCGGCGGGCGCGGGACGGGGCGCUGAGGGAGAGAGGGAGGGAGGCUGGCGGCGGGAGCGCUGCCCCGGGGCCGGGGCGGGCGGCGCUCAGGUGAAGGCAGGGCCGCCCGCCCGGGGCGGCGGUGACGCGGCUGCGGCGCGGCGGGGCUGCCCCGCGGCCCCGUGUGGCCGCCGCCGCCAGUCCCCGGCGAGGAGAGCGGCCGCGGGCUGAGCGGGGCUGCCCGGGGCGGCAUGCGGAGCCGCCGAGGAUGAGCAGCCAGCGCCGCCCGGCCAAGGCGCAGCUCCGGAGGUCGCUGAGCGAGCAGCUGAGGGACUCCACCGCCAAAGCCUGGGACUUGCUGUGGAGGAAUGUCCGGGAGCGGCGACUCGCAGAAAUCGAAGCAAAAGAAGCGUGUGACUGGUUACGUGCAGCUGGAUUUCCCCAAUAUGCUCAGUUCUAUGAGGACUCCCAGUUUCCCAUUGACAUUGCUGCAGUAAAGAAAGAUCAUGAUUUUCUUGACAAGGACCUUGUAGAACCUCUUUGCAGACGGCUGAACACACUGAACAAGUGCGCCUCAAUGAAACUCGAUGUGAACUUCCAAAGAAAAAAGAGUGAAGAUUCAGAUGAAGAAGAUCUCUGUGCUAUCAGUAAUAAAUGGACUUUCCAAAGAACGAGCAAACGAUGGUCGCGGGUGGACGACAUUGACGCUCUGCUUCACCGAUCUGACAGACAUGGCUCUUCUGGGGACAUUAAAAUGAAAAACACGACAAGCAGUGAGAGCGUCCUCACAGAUCUGAGCGAACCUGAGCUCUCAUCAAUUCACAGCGAGAGCAGUGGGGGCAGUGACAACAGGAGCCAAUCUGGCACCACCAGCGCUGCCAGGGAGGCCUGCGACUGCUCUGCCCAUCAUGAUGUGGAAAGCACGCUGCUGCAGGACUCUGCUGCAAUAAACACCGCCCCGUCCCCCAAGGACGGCCUGAAGAAUGAAAAUCCAACACGAGCCAGAGCGAAAACCUUUCUAAAACGCAUGGAGACGCUAAAAGCAAAAGCUGUGCAUGGAAAACUAAAAGGCUCGGGAAGAACAGGUCCUUUAGAGAUCAGCGGACCGGUUCUUCAGUUUGAGCCAAAAUCCUUGAAAGACAUGCACUGUGUACAGAUAGUCAAUGGUGAUCUCCAGAAUUUGGGGCAAGAUUCAGUCAAAAGAGGGCUUCCCUUUCCUGCCAAAUCCAGCAGUGACAGCAGUCAGUCCGAAAAUAGCAGCAGUGGGGUGAGCACGCCGUGUUUGAAGGAACGCAAGUGCCAUGAAGCAAACAAGAGAGGUGGGAUGUACCUGGAGGACGUGGAUGUUCUGGCAGGAACGGCCUUACGGCAAGUGGUGGACCAAAACCUCAAAAAUGAAUUUCAUUCCCAAGAGAACUUGGUUGUGCACAUUCCCAAGGAUCACAAACCAGGGACCUUCCCAAAGGCACUUUCUAUCGAAAGCCUCUCACCUACAGACAACAGUAACAGUGUAAACUGGAGGACAGGGAGCAUCUCUUUGGGAAAGCAGAACUGCUCUACUCCAAAGGAAUCCGGACUGAUGGCCUGCUGUCCUAAAGAGAGCAGAAUUAGUAUUUAUGACAAUGUGCCAGGUUCCCACUUGUAUGCUAGUACUGGGGACCUCCUGGAUAUAGAGAAAGAUGUCCUUUUUCCUCAGUUGGAUGACAUUUUGCAACAUGUCAAUGGACUGCAGGAGGUGGUAGAUGGCUGGUCAAAGAAGGUGUUGCCAGGUCUGCCGGUUGGUGAUGUGUCAGUCAGGGAAUCCCCAUCACUGCCUUUCCAGUCCCCUACACAGAUCACUCUUGAUUUUGAAGGAAACUCUGUGUCUGAUGGCCGGACCACCCCGAGCGACAUGGACAGAGAUGGAACAUCCCUGAAUGAAUCUGAAGCCACUGGUGUUAGGGACAGGAGGGACUCUGGGGUUGGAGCAUCGCUCACAAGGCCAAGCAGGCAAUUACGAUGGCAGAGUUUCCAAAUCUCUCAUCGCCUGAGCCGCUCCAUUGCAUCGCUUCACAUCAGCAACCAGUCAGCAGCCCAGCUGAAUCUACUGCAAAAAUUCUCUCUGCUUCGUCUCACUGCCAUCAUGGAAAAGUACUCCAUGUCAAACAAACAUGGCUGGACCUGGUCUGUGCCAAAGUUCAUGAAGAGGAUGAAAGUCCCUGACUACAAGGACAAGAAUGUCUUUGGUGUGCCCCUGAUAGUUCAUGUCCAGAGAACGGGGCAGCCUCUUCCCCAGAGCAUACAACAAGCCCUGCGCUACCUACGGAGCAAUUGUCUAGACCAGGUGGGUCUGUUUCGGAAAUCUGGAGUGAAAUCCCGAAUCCAGGCCCUGCGUCAGAUGAACGAGAGCUCCCCAGAAAACGUCAGCUAUGAAGACCAGUCAGCAUACGAUGUGGCUGACAUGGUCAAGCAAUUCUUCAGGGACUUGCCAGAACCUCUCCUCACAAGUAAACUAGGAGAGACUUUUCUGCACAUCUACCAAUAUGUCCCCAAGGAGCAGCGGCUGCAGGCGGUGCAGGCGGCCAUCAUGCUCAUGGCCGACGAGAACAGGGAGGUUCUGCAGACCCUGCUCUGCUUCCUCAGCGACGUCACCUCUGUGGAGGAAAAUCAGAUGACUCCCAUGAACAUCGCUGUCUGUCUGGCCCCUUCCCUCUUCCAUCUCAAUAUAGUGAAGAAAGAAAGUUCACCAAGAGUAAUACAGAAAAAAUAUGCAACAGGGAAGCCAGAUCAGAAGGACCUCAGUGAAAACCUGGCAGCUACUCAGGGACUUGCUCACAUGAUAAUGGAAUGCAACAAACUUUUUGAGGUCCCACACGAGAUGAUCACCCAAUCCCGAAACUCCUAUGUUGAUGCAGAAGUGCAUUCUCCUACCCUGGACGAGCUUGGGAAACAAGUGGAUGAGGAAGGAGGGAACUAUCAGAUGUACCUGGAAACUCUCAUGCAGAAUCUCCAGAAAGAAGCAAAAGAGAAAUUCAAAGGAUGGGUCACAUGUUCCAGUGUAGAGAACACAGAACUCGCCUACAAAAAGGUUGGGGAUGGGAACCCACUAAGGCUUUGGAAAGCCUCAGUUGAAGUUGAAGCCCCCCCAUCAGUUGUCCUGAACCGAGUGCUGAGAGAACGUCACCUCUGGGACGAGGACUUCUUGCAGUGGAAGGUGGUGGAAAGCCUGGACAAGCAGACAGAAGUUUACCAGUAUGUUUUGAACACCAUGGCUCCUCACCCUGUCCGAGACUUUGUUGUUCUCAGGACAUGGAGGACGGAUUUGCCCAAGGGGAUGUGCAUGCUGGUUGCCAUCUCUGUGGAGCAUGAAGAGGCUCCUCUCAUGGGAGCUGUGCGAGCCAUCGUGAUGGACUCCCAGUACUUGAUAGAGCCCUGUGGCUCAGGAAAAGCCAGGCUGACCCACAUCUGCAGGAUUGACCUAAAAGGACAUUCCCCAGAGUGGUACAACAAAGGCUUUGGACAUCUGUGUGCAGCAGAAGUUGCCAGGAUCAGAAACUCAUUUCAACCUCUGAUUGCUGAGGGACCAGAAACAAAAAUCUGAUGAAGGGUUCCUGGGAGCAUGUGAGCAUAAAUCAGGGUCUCGCAGGGAACAGGAAUACUGAAAGCAAAGGUCUGAUUUAAGCUGCAGAAAUCUGACCAGACGUGGGUCUGUACAAAGCUGGAAAAGGAAUUUUAUAAGAAAGUUCUUUUAUUCUGGAGACUUCACCUUUCCCCCUCCCCCACAUCCACUCUUAAUAUUAAUUUUGAUUAUUGAACUAAACAUUUCUUCAGAGAGCUUUUAUUACUUUAAAAACAGAUUAUUGCCAUUACUUGUAUGUUACAUAACUCUGGUAUUUAAAGGCUUCUAAGAAGCAUAUUUUAAUUGUAAAUAAAUAAUGUACAGUAUGUAUAUAUUUAUCUAUAUUCUAUCUAUAUAUAUGUAUAUGUAUAAAUUAAUUAUUUUGUAUAUAACUCAGUGCAAAUCACUUGCAUCAGUUGGACCUUAAGUGGACCUGUCACUUGUUUCUUAGUGUGUCACUGCUACAUAAGCUGUGUUUGCUGUUAUCACAGAGCUACCAGGCCUAAUUUGUGUGAUAACAAAUGCCUGUUCCCAAAUAUGUUUUGUGUUUGUGUGUGCUAUGAGAAGGUACCUAGAAAUAGAUGUAGGAAGAAUUACAGGAACUAAGGAAGAAGGCGGUUACAGUGCAUUUAAAAAUAAUGAGGAGGGAAUCAGUCUCACCAAAUAAAACACAUGGAGAUGCAUCUGAGACAGACAUUGUAGAGGCCUUUUAUGUUCAGCUGCAGAAUAGUGACUUUUAGUGGAAGCUGUUGAAAACUUACCUGUUGCCUUAAAAGACUGGUGUCUGUCAGUAGAGACCUCACUGUGUGCAGUGUUCCAGGUAACUGCUCAUCCUCGGACAGCACAAGGUAAUGCUGUGUGUCCUGAGAUGGCUGAAAUCAGACUGGUAACUUAUUAAGCUGUAAAUUAAUUAUUUUUUGUAAGCAUUUUGUCUAGGUUCUGAGUGUUUCUGUGUUUUUUCCUUCUCCCAUAGAGAUGGCUAAUCCAAAGCAGGUUUUCCACAUCCAGUGGACACAAAGACAUGCAGAUGAACACCACGCCUUUUAAUAUUCUUACUAUACAAAUAACUAUGCUUUUUUAAGAUUUUAAACACAUCUUGGACAUUUAAAAGACUAAAUAAAUACUAUUCUUGGAAAGAUUGCUUUUAUAGUAACAGCAAGCAUUUUCAUCUUAUAUUGCACUGUUCUGCAUGAUCUCACCUUUGUAGGCAUUGGUGGGAGCAGGAUUAGGACUAUGAGGAGUAGGAGCCAUUUAAGCCUAUUAUGUAAUUUCAUUUUCAGGGACCUAUUAUUUUGCUAAUGGAAGAAUGCUUUAAAAGUAAUAAUAAUAAUUUGUCAACAUUGCUUUUGAGGCAGGGCUCCAUUUUGUUUUUUAACUAACCUACGACCAAAAUGUUAUUACAUCUAUGACUCAGUAAGAAUGUACAAGCCUGUUAAUACUGUUCUUCAUUAAUCGCAUUUGUUCACUUAGUCUUUAUUUAUUGCUCCAUAAACCAGCAGAGUCACUCACAGCCAGUGUUUCAGCUCAGUCCUUCCAAAAAAAUCCAGAAAGAUUAGUAUGAGGUGGAUUAAGCAGGAUGCAUUUCCUAUGUGAAGCUACAGCUUUGUGCCCCAAUUCAGUGAAUGAGGAAGUCCCUUCAAAGCCAGAGAUUUGAACAUUUCCCAGGUGUGGGAGCUGUGCAGUGGACUGUGCUUGGUGACAACUGCUAGAGCAUGACCCCACGUGCCAUCCUGCACACACAUGGGGGCUGUGCUGGCAGGGAACAGCCCUGUGGGCUGAGGCAGCACACCUGUGAGAGCUCAGGGUGGACGGGGUGACCCAAGGUGACCCACAGCGCUCCAGCAUGUCCUUGUGAAGGAGCAGGACUCAAAAAAAGUCACUGUCAUCCUCACCCAUGAGCUGUGUCACUCAUUUUUGUUGUGCAAGUCCUGGGAUCAGGGAUGUUGGCUGCCUGGGAGCUCCUGCCUCGAGUUUAUGGCCAACAAUAGUUGCAAUGUGCAACUAUCACGAGCUUUAAGUCCUGCAGACAGGGGAGCACUCAUGGGGCUGUUAUGUGGCUGUAGUGGGGUCUGGCAGUCACCUGCUGGCUGCAGGGCACCCCCAGUGCCCAGGCUCAGCCUUUCCAGGAGCAAACAGUGCCUCCCCAGCUGGGAAUGCCAUUCCAGAAAGCAGCACCUCCUCCCAAAUGCCUGUGGCCAUGGCAGCAGAUUUCAUGCCGGCUGUUUUCCAAAACAUGAGCAAUUAGAGUACUUCUGCUACAUUAGUUUACAUAAAUAAAUACAGCCUCAGCAUUAACAGGCACAGAAUUUCUAGCCCUGGGAAUGGCAGUGUCUGGCAAUACAUAAUGUCCUAAGGAAAAGAAGGGAAAACCUGGACAGUGGUUUUAUCCUGUCUCACAAGUCAUUGCUCAGCUGAAAGAGGCCCUGUGCCAUCUGCCACCCUUAGCAAGGUAGGGUUGUUUUCCUGCCCUUGCAGAAGCUCUGUCACGACCUUCUGGCAUCUCCAAGCCAUGUAUUAUUGAAAUAAGAUUUCUUCAAAAUGCACAUUAUGCCAUGUCUACCAUUCAGCUACCACAGUAUUUUGUAUUGUUACAUUGAUACGUUAUGGUAAUUGCAUUUUUAAAUGUUAUACUCAUACCAAUACCUCAUAUUUUUACCUCAUCAGUUGGUAUCAGUCAUUAGUUGUAAAUAAAUAAUUUCAGAGUUGAAUAAAUUUGCAUACACUAAA